UGAGUUGCUAGCUCAGUUGGAAUUAGAAACAGCCUUGGAAUUACCUCUGCGAUCUCAGAUCAACAGAAGGAUUAAGAAAAGAACAUGACACAAAGAAGACGGGUACACCAUAUUGUUUCCUGGGAUUGCCUAUAGAAUUGCAUACAUCUAACACCUAUAGCUCUUCUCAGCAUGGCCAUUUUACCCUCUCUGGAAAUGUGUCAUUCCCCAAAUCAAACCUAUAAUGAGACCUGCAGAAGCCUAACAGACCUGGAGCCUGUUUUGCAUUAUUCACUUCUUCCAUCAAUUGCCAUAAUAGUUGUGCUAUCUUGUCUUGAAAAGAGAGCCAGGAGAAAUGUAAUCGAUGAAAAAUGCCACCUCCUCAAUAGGAGGUGUGGGGUUGUUGUGCCCUUAGAUUUAAUGGGAGUAUGCAAAAGUCGUUGGGCAAUGGGUUUUGCCUUUGGAGCUACAGCUAACAAAGUCAUGAUACUGUUUACAGAUGGUUAUAUCCCUCUGCGAGUGCUGCCAAAAUGGAUUAAAGCCAUUGCUAUUCUGAUCGGUGCCACAGAGGUGGGUCUUUCCUCCUAUCCAUUCUUUGCUUGCCUUUCAACACCCAUGCAGAUGACGGGGGCCACACUUGGAUUCCUUUACACAGCAGCUUGGUUUGUAAUUACAGCUGUGCACAUUGGACAGUGCCCACACGGAGAAGACAACACUACUUUAUUGGAGACCCAUCAUGCUCAAUACGUCCAACAAUUGUUGAGGAAACCUCCACUGCAGAAGCCUCAGAAACCUUGGAUCCAGCGGAACAUCUAUGAAUGGGAUCCUUACUUUCAGUUUCCCAGCCGAAUGAUCUGCACAGCAGUGCUUGCCAUCAUUUGCCUUUACAUGUUUGUUGUGAUUGAGUAUUAUGUUUACAAGCUUGUUUCAUGUACUCUGGUAAUUCUGAUAUCAGAUUAUGAGAGGCUUCCAGCUGCCAGCAAUGUAUCAGAUAUCGAACCUUUAAAAGAAUUCGUUGAAGUCGUGGAAGGUGUGUGGAUCUUCAGCAUUGGCUCUGCUUCUCUCACAAGUGUCAGCUACGUGUUCCAUAUCCUUGCCUGCUACAGAAAACAUAUCAAGAGAUUACGGGCAGGACAGAAGGAAUUCCUUCCAGCAUUAUUUAGUAAAGUUUCAUCUUCACAAAGCGUGGGAGCAAUUGCAAGAUAUUCUGGUUGGCAAAUUGCCUAUCUAGUUUGGGGUUACUUGGUCAUCCACAUAAUACAGUGCCUCAUCGGAGUGAUGCUCAUUUAUGGUUUGGUGAUGCCCAUAAAGCACGGUCAAGGGAUAGAAAUGGCUAAAAGUUUGGGAACGGGCAU
This is a messenger RNA of Thamnophis sirtalis, 1334 nucleotides long. Lineage: Eukaryota; Metazoa; Chordata; Lepidosauria; Squamata; Natricidae. The record is from RefSeq and is a predicted model, not a curated record.